This is a messenger RNA of Syngnathoides biaculeatus (alligator pipefish), 2583 nucleotides long. RefSeq names its product YTH N6-methyladenosine RNA binding protein C1 (gene ythdc1). Gene Ontology annotation, molecular function: N6-methyladenosine-containing RNA reader activity; mRNA binding. Gene Ontology annotation, cellular component: nucleoplasm. The transcript has 15 exons. Gene Ontology annotation, biological process: regulation of alternative mRNA splicing, via spliceosome; mRNA splicing, via spliceosome. Lineage: Eukaryota; Metazoa; Chordata; Actinopteri; Syngnathiformes; Syngnathidae. The record is from RefSeq and is a predicted model, not a curated record. Bases 222 to 2546 code for a protein of 774 amino acids.
AAACAAGUCAUCGCGACAACACUUUGACGUCAUCGCACACGUGACGGAAGUCAACCGUGGACGGCGAGCGACUUCCGCUGCCGACAAGCGUCCGAGCUAGCCGGCUAGCAUCGCGUCGGUGUCGUCGUUUGUCUCCUUUGUGUCUGGAAGUCGUCCGCGAGCGCCGCCGUCCAAAUCUUUUUGGCCUCCGCCGACCGCAAGUGGAUCGCUUCGCCGCGAAAAUGGCGGCCGACCGCCGCGAAGACCGAGACGGCGAGCUCAACGUUCUGGAGGACAUUUUGACCGAAGCCCCGGAUCAGGACGACGAGCUGUACAACCCUCAGACGGAGCGACACGUCGCGGAUAAGAAAGGAGCAAAACGCAAGAGCGUUCACUCGGAGUGCCGCGAGCGGAAGCGUCUGCGGGGCUCUUCCGGCCACGCCCCCUCCGAUAAGAGGGGCUCGGCCGCGACCCUCUCGUCGUCGUGCCACAAGAGGUCGGCGGGCAGCCCCCACAGACGCCACGCGGGCGGCUACCGCGGCGGCGACUACGACGAGCGGAAGAGCCGGCGGGGGACGAGGGACGGCAGCCGCGGGGGCGAGCGCGCCAGGAGGGGGCGCUCGCCCGGAGACGGAGACGCCGCCGAGCAGAAGCGGCACAGCAGCCCCUCCCACCAUCGGGGCGAUAACCAAUCGGACGAGGACGCGGCACCAGAGUACGCGUCGGAGCAGCGUUCCGGAAGCUCCUCCCCUUCCGCCGCCGCCGCCGCUUCUCACGAAGACGAAGAAGAGCAGGAAGAUGAGGAGGAAGUAGGAGAAGAAGAAGAGGGGGAGGAGGACGAGGAGGGGGAGGAUGAAGAAGAGGAGGAGGAAGAGGAGGAGGAAGGCGAGAAGGAAGAAGAAGAAGAAGAAGAAGGGGAGGAGGAAGAGGAGUACGAGCGCCGCGGCGAAGGCAACGACUACGACACGCGCAGCGAGGCGGGCGAUUCGCGCUCCGCCUCCUCCGUCAGUUUCUCCGACGGCGAGUCGGCGCGCUCGGCCUCGGCUUCCGACGGCUCAGGUUCCGGGAAGAAGCGGGAGAAGCUCUCGUCGUCGGUGCGGGCCGUCAAUCCCACCAGCAACCUUCGCUACAUCCUGCGCGAGUCUCGCUACUUUGUCAUCAAGAGCAACAACCACGAGAACGUCUCGCUGGCCAAAGCUAAAGGCGUGUGGUCCACGCUGCCCGUCAACGAGAAGAAACUGAACGCGGCCUUCCGCUCGGCUCGCAGCGUCAUCCUGGUCUUCUCCGUCCGCGAGAGCGGAAAAUUCCAAGGUUUUGCCCGCUUGGCUUCGGAGUCUCUUCACGGCGGCUCCCCCAUCCAUUGGGUCCUCCCCGCCGGCAUGAACGCCAAAAUGUUGGGCGGAGUCUUUAAGAUCGACUGGCUGUGCAGGCGCGAGCUUCCCUUCACCAAGACGGCUCACCUUUCCAACCCCUGGAACGAGCACAAGCCCGUCAAGAUCGGACGGGACGGACAGGAAAUCCAGCCGGACGUGGGCGCUCAGCUGUGCGCGCUCUUCCCGUUGGACGAGAGCGUGGACAUCCACCAGGUGGCGCGGCGCGUCCGCCACAAGCGUGAGACCCCUUCGGAAACGCGACCCCGCGGCCGCCCGCCGCUGCGCGAGCCGGGAAGGCGUCGUCUCGAAGAGUACGACCUCCACGGCAGGAAGCGACCUCGGGCCGAGUGUCCGGACUUCAACCAGCGACCAGGUUGUAAAAUGAGAGUCCAAGAGAGGAAGCCUCAAAUGUUGUUUUCCAGUGACCUUAAGAACGUCUCACGGGGUCGCCGCCGCCGCCGCUCGAUAGCCCCGUUCACCGAACGAUCUUCUUUCCCUUUCAGGCUUCAUCCCGGACCUGCGCAACCAGCCGGUGGACAGGCGGUUCUCCAACGUGAGGCGAGAUGUUUUCCUCAACGGGUCUUACACAGACUACAUGAGGGACUACCACCACAACGUGGGACCGCCCCCUCCUUGGCAGACCUUGGCGACCUACCCGGGCGUGGAGCCGCCCGCCCCCCACCACCCUCCGUACUACCAUCACAACCACCCCCCGCCGCCCCCUCACCAGGCGUACCACCACCACCACCCCGUUCCGCCGCACGAGGCCCCGCCCCCUCGCUUCAGAGACAAACAGCGAGCGGCGCCGCCGCAUCGCGCUUUUACCUCCAGUCCGCACGACUACGACAUGCGCGUGGACGACUUCCUGCGGCGGACGCAGGCGGUCGUCAGCAGUCGGCGAGAACGCGAGCGGCAGCGCGAGCGCGAGCGGGUGGCGCCGAGACGAGAGCGAGAGCGUCCCCGGGACCGAGACCGGGACAAAGAGAGGGGCCGCUACCGCAGAUGAGCGGGCGUGUCACUUCCCGUGCGGAACAGGACCUGACUGGUCUUGUUUUUCCCUUUUCGUCGGGACCAGCGACGAGGAAAAACGCCAGCCGUGGCGACUUCCCGCAAUCCUCCGCGGGAACCAGGAUGCAGUAUGUCAGUAUUGCGGGCCAACAUGAAAUAGAUGAGCCUCUGCUUCUUUUAUUGUGAAAUGUUUCUUGAACAAAGUGUUUCCUCCUUUGGUUGA